AUGGUGGUGGUUUCGAGUGGCUUCGCUAACUCUGUUAUUCUUACUAAUUCCCAUUCCAAAAGCAUGAUAACCGACUUUGGUGUUAGGAAAUCGAUUUCCGAUAGGGGAUCAGCUCGUGUAAACCCUAGAUGCGAGGUAGUAUCGGAGCGAACUACCGAUGUUGAAUCUCCGUCGUCAGUGAAAUCAUCAAGUCGUUCUGCUCUCGAGGCUCUCAAGAUCUCUGCCGGAGACAGAUAUACAAAGGAAAGAAGCAGUGUUAUGGUGAUUGGACUUACUUUUCAUACAGCACCAGUUGAUAUCCGUGAGAAGCUCUCAAUUCCAGAGGCACAAUUGCCUCAAGCAAUUAGUGAGUUAUGCGCCUUGAACCAUAUAGAAGAAGCUGCUGUUCUUAGUACUUGCAACAGGAUGGAGAUAUAUGUUGUGGCUCUCUCCCAGCAUCGUGGUGUUAAAGAAGUGACUGAAUGGAUGUCCAAGGUUAGUGGUGUUUCUGUAUCAGAGAUCUCAAGACACCAAUUCUUGCUUUACAACAAAGAUGCCACAAAACACUUGUUUGAAGUGGGACAAGGUGUCCCCGGGUUUGAUAGGAAGAUCAGUGGGCUGUUCAAGCAUGCAAUCAUAGUAGGGAAACGGGUCAGAACUGAGACCAAAAUAUCAUCUGGAUCAGUAUCCGUUAGUUCAGCUGCUGUAGAACUUGCCCAAAUGAAGAUCCCAGAAUCUUGUUAUGAUUCUGUGAAAGUAUUGGUAGUUGGAGCAGGAAAAAUGGGUAAACUUGUAAUUAAACAUUUGGUCGCAAAAGGGUGCACAAAAAUGGUGGUGGUCAAUAGAACAGAGGAUAAAGUCUCUGCUAUACGUGAAGAGUGUAAGAAUAUUGACAUUAUUUAUCGACCCUUUUCAGAAUUAAUCUCUUCUGCUUCAGAAUCUGAUGUUAUUUUCACCUGCACGGCUUCUGAAACACCAUUAUUCUUGAAAGAACAAGUCAAGAAUCUUCCCCUUUUGAGUUCACAAAGAAUGUUCAUAGACAUAUCAGUUCCAAGAAACGUGGAAUCAUGUGUCUCAGAUCUUGAAACAGCCUGUGUUUACAAUGUUGAUGAUCUGAAAGAAGUGGUGGAAGCUAACAAAGAAGAUCGGGCACGUAAGGCAUUAGAAGCCCAAUCGAUUAUAUCACAAGAAGUUCAAGAAUUUGAAUCUUGGAAAGAUUCUUUAGAGACAGUUCCAACACUGAAGAAACUUAGGGCGUAUGCUGAAAGAAUCAGGAACAGUGAGUUUGAAAAAUGCAUGGAGAAAAUGGGAGAUUUAACAAAGAAACAAAAGGGGGCUGUUUAUGGUUUGAGUAAAGGUAUAGUAAACAAGCUUCUUGAGGGCCCAAUGCAACAUUUAAGAAGUGAUGAAAAUGAAGGGAGAUGUUUAGAUGAGAUACUUGAGAAUAUGCAUGCUUUAAACAGGAUCUUUGGACUUGAGACUGAAAUUUCUAUCUUAGAAGAAAAGAUUCGGUCAAAGAUGGAGAAGGCUAAAAACUAA
Messenger RNA from Lactuca saligna, 1518 nucleotides. Lineage: Eukaryota; Viridiplantae; Streptophyta; Magnoliopsida; Asterales; Asteraceae. The record is from the annotation of a GenBank genome assembly.